UCCGUCCCAGAGAGGUAGAGGAGACAGAAAAUCUUCUCUCAGGAACUAACAUAUAUCACAUUUUCUAAAUACAUUCUUCAAGUGCAGCAGAGCUAAUUCAACUGCAAAAUGCAAGCUGUGGGUAAGUGUUCAGUGUGUGCUGGUCGUGCUGCCGGAGGAUUUCUGCGAAAUCAGACAGACUUUUCCCUGCUGCGGAGCAACAAGAGUGUGCUUAGGAAAGGAACCGCCUGCAUCCGUUUCCUAAGCAGUUCAAAGAGUGACCUGUUUAGCAGCAUGAAGCCUGGAUUCCAAAAGUUUGGGGAACAGAUAGAUUCUUCACAUAUGAGCCUGGCACCUUUCAGUGUUGCCUGUGUGCUUGAUGCCAUCCCUUCUACACAGGAAAUGGAAAACCUCUCUCAUGACUCUCUGAUCAGAAGAGCAGCCUCCAUGGUGACAGACAGUUCAAGUACCUUCCUCUCCCAGACCUCCUUGGCUCUCAUAACUGCCAUUAAGGACUACUCAAAGGCUUUGCACACACGCAUUGCUCUCCAAAGACGGUAUUUGGCCUCACUGGGAAAGCUGACCCCAGCAGAGAAGGAUUCGUUCCUGGAGGUGAUAAAUGGCCAGCGUGCAGAGGUUAGAGACAGACUACACGAAUGCAAACGCUUUGAGUCAACCUGGAUCAAUGCUAUCAACGUGUGUAUAAUGGCAGCCGAGGCAGCAAAUAUUUCAGGAGCCGAACAGGCAUCCAUCACAGUGAGGACAAACAUUCAGAUGGCCCAGUCGCAGGUGGGGGAAGCUCGGAAAUUGUCAGCGGCUGCAGAUAAGAUGUUGGCCGAGACAAAGGUAGAAGAGAUCCAAAGGAUGGCAGAAUAUGCUUCAUUUCUAGACAACAGCGAGGAGGACGGGGUGCAGGAAGCUUAUCUGCGAGAGGACUAAGACAAAUAGACAGAGAUAUUGGAGCAACAACAUCAAAUAUUUACAUGCUUUACCUAGGGCUGCACAAUUAAUUGAAUAUUAAUCGCGAUCAAGAAUUUGGCUUUCCACGAUUAGAUGUUUGACUGCAACAUUGGUGUUUAAAAUGUGUGCUCAGCUCAUAGAAAACCUCAGUGUUUCAGCCAGGGACCCCAGCCUUUGAAGCCUAUUUGACAUAGUUGCCAAACUGUGGAAUUACAACUUCCAUGUCCACCAGGUGAUGCAAUGGGGCCCAAAAAGAUUUUUCCCCAUAGACUUUACAUUGG
Messenger RNA from Etheostoma cragini (Arkansas darter), 1220 nucleotides. Its product is annotated as diablo homolog, mitochondrial-like. The transcript is spliced from 9 exons. Lineage: Eukaryota; Metazoa; Chordata; Actinopteri; Perciformes; Percidae. Gene Ontology annotation, cellular component: mitochondrion. The record is from RefSeq and is a predicted model, not a curated record. Gene Ontology annotation, biological process: intrinsic apoptotic signaling pathway in response to oxidative stress; neuron apoptotic process. The coding region runs from base 109 to 918 and encodes 269 amino acids.